ACGAAUCAGAAGGUUGCGGCUAAAGUAUUUAAUUUUUUUAAAGUAUCAUGGAUCUAUGGAGGACUGUCAAAAAUUUUAAAUUUACUUCCAGGUCCACUAAGGGCUUGUUUUUAAUCGAAUUCGUCGUUCCCAGGCACAAAAACCUACAUUCGCGCCUGCUACAGAAUCAUUAGCCCCUCGCAUCAAAUUCCCAUGAACGAAAAACGAUGCGCCCAUUUGGACCCUCCAGCCCUUACGCCGAUUUCUUGCAACGAAGAGCCAUGCAGCGCAGCUUAUUGGGAUGGCUUCUGGGGCCAGUGCUCAGUAUCAUGUGGAGAAGGCGUUCAGCAGUUUAUUCCGCAGUGCAAACGCAAUCUCAAUGGAAAACUGAUCGUUGUUAGUGAUGUGCAAUGCGCUCCCAACAAGCCAAGCCCAGAAACCAGAGCCUGCCAGGAACGGGAGUGCGAGUUGUUUAGAGGACUGUCCGAUAACGAACUGCCCCAGACGGCGGAGACUGGCAGACCUGCAAUUAUCAGCAGAAAGGAAUGGAGUGUUGGAAGCUGGUCCUCGUGCUCAGUGACAUGUGGAAAUGGACACAGGACACGGUCAGUCAUCUGUCCUUCGGGACAGUGCCAUCCUGAGAAUCGACCAGCACAUGCGGAGUACUGCAAUCAGGGCUCUUGUGAUUCUUCGAAUUACGACCCUUCACCCUCACAGCCCAAAAUUGCAGUGUCGCCCCAGUUUACUCAUCGAAGUGGAAUUUCAUCGUGGCUGGUUACCGAGUGGUCUCACUGUUCAGUACAAUGUG
This is a messenger RNA of Dendroctonus ponderosae (mountain pine beetle), 787 nucleotides long. Its product is annotated as papilin-like. The transcript is spliced from 3 exons. Gene Ontology annotation, cellular component: extracellular matrix. The record is from RefSeq and is a predicted model, not a curated record. Gene Ontology annotation, biological process: extracellular matrix organization. Gene Ontology annotation, molecular function: metalloendopeptidase activity. The annotation marks the transcript as partial. NCBI's taxonomy places the organism in Eukaryota, Metazoa, Arthropoda, Insecta, Coleoptera, Curculionidae.